AUGUCGUUAGCCAAUUGGCCGCGUUUGCGUCGUUUCUCGUCCUCGCUGAUCGACGUGGACUCGUCCACGACAAUGUUCUGUCUCAGGAGCUCUGUCACGGCGUCCAUGCGCGUAAUCAGCUCCAACUGCAACAGCAGCAGCUCACGAGCGUCUCUGGCGCCCAACGACGCCGUCUGGAUGAAUUUCGCCACCUCUUCGUACCGGACGCUGCCAUUUUCUGUGCCCAUGCUUUUGGUGGUGGAGUUGGAGGAAUGUCGAUUAGCCAGGAUGGCCUCGACUUCGUCGUCGUCCGAGAACUCGUCGUCGUCAUUCUGCCGCUGCUUCUUGCUAAACGACGAGUCCACGGCGUCUGUGGCCCGUUUGCGGCUCUCCAAGACCUGGUUGUUGGUGAGAUCAACAACGACACUUCCCUGGGACGAGCCCAGACUCCGCUGGCGCACGGUGUCUGCCUUGCGUGCCAUGAUCCCACUCAUCUCACUCGCAACGUCUGGCGUGACGGCCCUGGCCCUCAUCAAUGGCCGGGCUGCGGGGGUUUGCGACACUGCUCUUGGGGGGAGUGCCACCGGUUUCACAGGCUCUGACGGCGGUUUCGCAGAACUCGUGUACUCUUUGAGCUGA
Molecule: messenger RNA, 618 nt
Organism: Ogataea philodendri
Lineage: Eukaryota; Fungi; Ascomycota; Pichiomycetes; Pichiales; Pichiaceae
Exons: 1
Coding region: 1-618 (205 amino acids)
Source: RefSeq, a predicted model, not a curated record